Macroventuria anomochaeta is the source of this 1236-nucleotide messenger RNA. RefSeq names its product glycosyltransferase family 69 protein. Bases 1 to 1236 code for a protein of 411 amino acids. The transcript is spliced from 2 exons. The record is from RefSeq and is a predicted model, not a curated record. NCBI's taxonomy places the organism in Eukaryota, Fungi, Ascomycota, Dothideomycetes, Pleosporales, Didymellaceae.
AUGGGGCAUAAUACAACCAUACUAACACGCAGACGCAGAUUUUACUCUUUCCGCCGUCUUCCGCGGUCCUCAACUUUGAAAUUCAUUCUCCUAAUUUUCUUUCUUUGGGAUUCGAUACAUUGCAUCUCCUUGUACCUUCAUCAGACUGCAGCGUUACGGACACCGCCACCCCCGCCUAAUGCAAAGCGCAUCUACAUAGCUGCGCAACAUUACAACUCAGCACGCCUCCUACGGGAACAUUGGAAUGAAGCUCUAUACAAAUUGGUGAAAGAGUUGGGCGUCGACAAUGUAUUCGUUUCAAUAUACGAAAGUGGAUCCUACGAUGAAACACAACAAGCCCUGAGAGAGCUCGAAGCAAACCUGGAGGUACUGCAAGUUAGGAAGGAAGUUGUGUUGUCAAAAUUGACCCAUAAGGAGGAAAUCGCAGCGCAACCUACAGAGCAUGGCUGGAUCGACACACCGGCCGGUGUGCAUGCACUGCGGCGCAUACCUUUCCUGGCAAGCAUCCGGAACAAGGUCUUCCAACCUCUUGAAGCAUUAACGGCUCAAGGCGAGCAUUUUGAUACCAUCCUGUUCUUGAACGAUGUCGCUUUCAACACUGAAGAUGUGCUGAGGAUACUUGACACGAACGGCGGUAACUACGCGGCAGCAUGCUCGUUGGACUUCUCGAAGCCUCCAUACUUCUACGACACCUUCGCGCUAAGAGACUCGCAAGGGCAUGAAGCCAUCCUGCAGACAUGGCCGUACUUCAGAUCAUAUGCAUCCAGGCAUGCUGCGGAAAGAUUCUUACCAGUUCCUGUCACUUCGUGUUGGAAUGGCAUGGUUGCAAUGCCUGCCGGACCCUUUCUUGGAGACCAUGCUCUCCGCUUUCGGGGCACCAACGACUCGCUUGCCAGGCAUCAUCUUGAGGGAUCAGAGUGCUGCUUGAUCCAUGCCGACAACCCACUGUCCGCUACCAAAGGCAUCUUCCUGAACGCUGCUGUGCAGGUUGGCUAUAAUAUGACCGCCUACAAUGCUGUGCACUCUCCAGAUGCAGUCAUGUCGCCUCUUCGAAUGUACACGCGGAUUUGGCAAAGCCGGAUACUGAGGUGGUCCACAACACCCUUAUUCAAGGAGCGUGUGGUGCAUAACAGGGUGACCAAGUGGGCAGAGGAGACUAAGGAAAAGGAACCGGGUGAAUAUUGCCUGGUGAACGAGAUGCAGGUCAUCUUUGAGAGGGGGUGGAAGCACGUCUAG